UGGAAAUAUCAUGAAAGUUGUUCAUAUUUAUAUGAAAUGAUUCAUUUUUAUGGAUUUACAAAAAAUCCAGAUACUUUGAAAUAUAUGGCAGUAAUUGAUUAUGCAAACAAAGGUAAUUUAAGAGGAAACUUAACAGGAAUAGUUAAAAAUGGUUGGGGCCAAAAAUUAUACAUGUUGUAUGAAAUUAUUUCUGGACUUAAUACUAUACAUAAACAAAAUCUUAUUCAUUGUGAUUUUCAUGAUGGCAAUAUUUUAAAUCAUAAUGAUGAAGAGAAUAAAGCAGACAAAAUUUAUAUUAGUGAUUUAGGAUUAUGUCAACCUGUAAAAUCAUUUUUGAAAGAGUAUAAGAUUUAUGGUGUUGUACCAUUUAUGGCACCUGAAGUUUUAAGAGGCAAACCUUAUACUCCAGCUAGUGAUAUAUAUAGUUUUUCUAUGAUUAUGUGGGAAUUUACAUCUGGAAUACCACCAUUUAAUAAUAGAGCACAUGAUAUUCAACUUAGCUUAAGUAUUUGUGAAGGUGAACGUCCUGAAAUAAUUGAAAAUACUCCACAAUGCUUUGUAGAUUUGAUGAAAAAAUGUUGGGAUGAAGAUCCAUUAAAAAGGCCAUCUUCUAAAGAAGUGUUCAAUAUUAUUAAAGAAUGGAUUUCUCUUCCAGAUAAUGUGAAA
Molecule: messenger RNA, 666 nt
Organism: Rhizophagus irregularis DAOM 181602=DAOM 197198
Lineage: Eukaryota; Fungi; Glomeromycota; Glomeromycetes; Glomerales; Glomeraceae
Source: RefSeq, a predicted model, not a curated record